UCUUCCUCAUUCUCAUUUCUCAUUUCUCACUUCUCAUUCCCCUCACUACCCUUCAUUUCCACUCCCAAAAAAAAAAAAAUGAAAAAAGCCACAACCAUUAUUAUUUCAUCAUUUACAAUCCACAUUCUUCUCCUUGUUUCCAUUCCCUUAACAUCAUCACAAUCAAAUGAAAACACAACUAUAGUAGAUCAAAUAUGCAAAAAAACACCCUUUUAUGAUCUAUGUAGUUCAAUUCUAAAUUCAAACCCACUUACACCAAAAACCGAUCUAAAAACCAUAGCAAUAGUAAUGGUAAAAAACAUUCUCUCAAAUGCAACUGACACAUUAAAUUACAUUGAAGGGUUAAUCAAGAAAACUUCAGAUCGUGGAAUGGAACAAGCAUUAGCAUUUUGUGCUGAAUCAUAUAUCCCAGUUGUGAAAUACACUCUUCCUCAAGCUACUGAUGCUAUAAAUCAAAAUCGGUUUGCUUUUGCUAGUUAUUGUGUUAAUGAUGCUGUUAAAGAAAUUAAUUCUUGUAAUAAGAAAUUUUCUGGGUUGACUUUGGUGUCACCUUUAGGGGAUAGAAAUGGUAUUGUUCAAAAGCUUGUUGAUGUUGCUUCUGCUAUUAUUAAACAACUAUUGAAGGGUUGAUUUGUAAUUUUACACCCUUCAGUCAUACUACCCUCUUUUCUAUA
Molecule: messenger RNA, 674 nt
Organism: Trifolium pratense (red clover)
Lineage: Eukaryota; Viridiplantae; Streptophyta; Magnoliopsida; Fabales; Fabaceae
Product: cell wall / vacuolar inhibitor of fructosidase 1-like
Exons: 1
Coding region: 79-630 (183 amino acids)
Biological process (GO): negative regulation of catalytic activity
Molecular function (GO): enzyme inhibitor activity
Source: RefSeq, a predicted model, not a curated record